GUUCGGUACCGGUGGUUGGGGCGAUUGUACGCAUUAUACGUAGUUGGCAAAAGUUGCGUGAUCGAACGAGAUUUUGCGUAGUGCAACUCACAUGUGACAAAUCAGGAUUAGCGACGGGACGCCGAAGAAAGGCGAGCAGAUUUUCGGUGAAAGUGAAUGUCCAGCCGUGGCGGCCUUGGAGAGGACUGAUUAAUUUCCACAGUGAAGACAACGCGGAUGUGGAGUGCAGCACCACUGAAAGGCAGAGCCGACAGGUUGAUGAUCGAGAUUGUCCGGUGAAUUGGACAAAGUUAUCAAAGUGUAUCGUUCCGGGUGGAUGUGUGGGACGGAACUGUGGGAGUGACAGAGAAGUGAAGAAAAUUGACAAGAUUGACAUAACACACUGGGAAGCAAGUGCUGUUUGCUCCGCGAAUAAUCCGGUUGUUUUUUUUAUUUGUGACUGCAUAAAAGGAUAAAAGCUGCCAAAAUGAUGAUGAAGUACCUCAUCGGCAUAAUGAUAUGGUCCUGUCUGCUGCAGCUGACCUCAGCAGAACCGGAAACCGCAUCCAAUCGUCCAACCAAUCUGGAAGACAUCGAGCGUGACAACCUGAAAAGUGAACGCCACCAGGCCUUCAAAAAGGAGGCCUAUGCUCCGCAACAAGCCCAGGCCGCUGCUUCCCACGGCCCCAAUCACUAUUCCGUUCAGAUCGCACACCAUCCGGGUGGUGCCACCAGCCAUGCUGGCGUCAACUAUCUGCUUCCUCCUUCCGCACCCGCUCCAGCACCUGUGCCUGCUCCAACCCACCCUGGUACUAAUUACGUGACCCCGAUCCCGUCAGGACCAUCCAUCACCUACGCCAAAGAAUACAACCCUCAAUAUCAGCCGCAGUAUCAGUCCCAGCAAAAAGUACCCCAAGUUCAUGAAGACCACUCGACCUACACCGUUCCCUCGCGACAAUCGUUGAUCCAGCCGAUCAUUGGCGGAAGCGCCCCGGCACAAACCUUCCUCACUCCGCAGCCACAAUAUGUGUACGUUCAAGCUCAACAGCAAGUUCAACAACCACCACCGCAGCAGCAACUGCCACAGCCACCACAGCAAACUCAGUAUGCAGCACAUAACCUGAAUCUGCCACAAUCGUUGCUGCACAUUCUCCCGCACCACCAAGGAGCUUAUAUCAUGAUCCCACCGACGACGGGCUACUACCAACAGCAACCUGCUUCAGCACAACAAUACGCAGCUUAUAUGAGCGAUCCGGAUAAUCAGGUGCAGACUUACUCCCACGGUGAAUCCGGUCAACAUAGUCCACAGCCUGCAUUCAGCGGUCCUCCUGCACCAACCCCAGCUCCAGUUCAAAAAGCCCCUGGCGUGAUCUAUGCCACACCGUCAUCAACUCCGGCACCUCAUCGCCAUCAAUCACCAUCGUCCGAAUUCUCCAUUGUGAAAAGUGUCGAAACUCCCGUCUACUAUUCUCCGGACAAUCAUCUGAACUCCCCUCCAGUCUUCCAUUUCACCCACUCUCCCGCCAAACCAUCCAUUCAAAUCCAUCAAGAAACUCAAACGCACUAUCCAUCAUUAACGCACCCUAACAACGGAAUUCUCAACUACUUUGGACUUCAGCACAAACAUCCCACCAGCCUUCUGGACUCCUACGUUCCAAGCUCACUGCAACUCUCCCCCGUAAAACAGUUUCCAUUCCCACCCAAACCGGCCCCAAUAUAUCGCCCUUCUGUUCCACACUUCCACCAUCAUCUCCCGCCAACGCAGCAGCUGUUCUACCAACCAACUUACCCGGUUUCCCACACAGCUUAUCCCAUCUAUCCCCCACACGCUCCAUCCCUACCAGCGCAACCAAUCCCGGCAGCAUCCGCACCCAUCUACAAUACCAUCGCCUAUUCCGUUCCCCUGUCCCAGACCAAAACCGCCACACAGUACAAGCGAUCGCCGGCCCUGGAAACCGUGGCCGGAGUCAAAUAUUCCCACCCCAGGGCAGUUAUACCGGCCACCUCCCCAUCAACGUCUCCCUUUUCUGGUGCCAUCACGACCAAGCUUCAGCCGGCUUCCAAGUUUUAAUUGAGAUCAUACCCACAGCAGCAAUGCGAUAAGUGCGAUUUGCGAAACGACGAACCUCCCGGUAUGGAACCGUGCAGUUACUGUUUAACUUAUGAUGGAAUAAGAUUAGUUUUAGAAAAUAGGAGCUUAAGACGCCGACGACGAACGACUUAUCUAUACCAGAAAGAUGAGAUUUUGAGAUUUUAGCGUUUAAUCGCAUUUAGCUUUUAAGAGAAGGAUUUCGUGUAUCUAAGAGUAGGACUGUAACGAUGUGAUUACCAUUGUACUCGAAAACUUUUGUACAGUUGUUUAUUUAAUUAAAUUAAAUGUUGAUUGUUACCAUACAAA
Messenger RNA from Armigeres subalbatus, 2377 nucleotides. RefSeq lists its product as uncharacterized. Lineage: Eukaryota; Metazoa; Arthropoda; Insecta; Diptera; Culicidae. The record is from RefSeq and is a predicted model, not a curated record. Bases 467 to 2050 code for a protein of 527 amino acids. The transcript is spliced from 4 exons.